Nipponia nippon (crested ibis) is the source of this 3795-nucleotide messenger RNA. The record is from RefSeq and is a predicted model, not a curated record. NCBI's taxonomy places the organism in Eukaryota, Metazoa, Chordata, Aves, Pelecaniformes, Threskiornithidae.
AUCCUGCUGCCCCUCAUCAACCAGUACUUCCACAACCACUGCCUCUACUUCCUCUCCACCCCAGCCAAGGUGCUGGGCAGCGGCUUGCACGCCUCCAACAAGGAGAAGGAGAUGAUCACCAGCCUCUUCUGCAAGCUGGCUGCGCUCGUCCGCCACCGCGUCUCACUCUUCGCUUCCCCAGGGACCGAUGCACCGGCCGUGGUGAACUGCCUGCACAUCCUCGCCCGCUCCCUGGACGCCAGGACGGUGAUGAAGUCAGGCCCCGAGAUCGUCAAGGCGGGGCUGCGGUCCUUCUUCGAGAGCGCCUCCGAGGACAUCGAGAAGAUGGUGGAGAACCUCAAGCUGGGGAAGGUGACGCAGAGCCGCACCCAGGUGAAGGGGGUGGCCCAGAACAUCAACUACACCACGGUGGCCCUCCUGCCCGUCCUCACCUCCCUCUUCGAGCACGUGGCGCAGCAUCAGUUCGGGGACGACGUUAUCCUCGAUGACGUCCAGGUCUCCUGCUACCGCAUCCUGUGCAGCAUCUACUCGCUGGGCACCACCAGGAACCCCUAUGUGGAGAGGCAGCGCCCGGCGCUGGGGGAGUGCCUGGCCCGCCUGGCCGCCGCCAGCCCCGUGGCCUUCCUGGAGCCGCACCUCAACGAGUUCAACCCCUGCUCCGUCUACAGCACCAAGUCCCCCCGCGAGCGGGCCAUCCUGGGUCUCCCCAGCCGGGUGGAGGAGAUGUGCCCCGACAUCCCCGACCUGGAACGGCUGAUGCGGGACAUCGGGGGGCUGGCGGAGUCGGGGGCCCGCUACACCGAGAUGCCCCACGUCAUCGAGGUGACCCUGCCCAUGCUCUGCAACUACCUGCCCCGAUGGUGGGAGCGCGGCCCCGACACCCUUCCCCAGGGACCCUGGGCCACCGCCGUCACCGGCCAGCACCUCAACGCCCUCCUGGGCAACAUCCUCCGCAUCGUGGUCAACAACCUGGGCAUCGACGAGGCCUCCUGGAUGAAGCGCUUGGCAGUGUUCGCCCAGCCCAUCGUCAGCAAGGCGAAGCCGGAGCUGCUGCGCUCCCACUUUAUCCCCACCAUGGAGAAGCUGAAGAAGCGGGCGGGCAAGGUGGUGGCCGAGGAGGAGCAGCUCCGCAUGGAGGCCAAGACGGAGGGGGAGGACGCUGAGCUGCUCAUCCGCGACGAGUUCUCCGUCCUCUGCCGCGACCUCUACGCGCUCUACCCCCUGCUCAUCCGCUACGUGGACAACAGCCGGGCCAAGUGGCUGACGGAGCCCAACGAGGACGCAGAGGAGCUGUUCCGCAUGGUCGGGGAGGUCUUCAUCUACUGGUCCAAGUCCCAUAACUUCAAGCGUGAGGAGCAGAACUUCGUGGUACAGAACGAGAUCAACAACAUGUCCUUCCUCACCGCCGACAGCAAGAGCAAGAUGGCCAAGGGGGGUGGCUCGGAGCAGGAGCGGACGAAGAAGAAGCGCCGAGGGGACCGGUACUCCAUCCACACCUCCCUCAUCGUCGCCACCCUGAAGAAGAUGCUGCCCAUCGGCCUCAACAUGUGCUCGCCCACCGACCAAGAGCUCAUCAGCCUGGCCAAGGGCCGCUACGCCCUGAAGGACACGGACGAGGAGGUGCGGGAGUUCCUCAACAACAACCUGCACCUGCAGGGCAAGUGCGAGAACAACUCCUCCAUGCGGUGGCAGAUGGCCCUGUACCGCGAGAUGGCCGGCAAGGCCGAGGACUCCGACAGCCCCGAGAAGAUCGUCCGGAGGGUGCAGGAGGUGUCGGCCGUGCUCUACCACCUCGAGCAGACGGAGCACCCCUACAAGUCCAAGAAGGCGGUGUGGCACAAGCUGCUCUCCAAGCAGCGCCGCCGCGCCGUGGUCGCCUGCUUCCGCAUGACGCCCCUCUACAACCUGCCCAGGCACCGGGCCUGUAACAUGUUCCUGGAGGCGUACAAGCUCUCCUGGCUGGUGCCCGAGGAGCAUCCCUUCGAAGACCGCAUGAUCAACGACCUCUCGAAAUCGGGGGAGGAAGAGGAGGAGGAGGAAGAGGAGCAGGACAAGAAGCCAGACCCCCUGCACCAGCUCAUCCUGCACUUCAGCCGGACGGCGCUGACGGAGAAGAGUAAGUUGGAGAAGGAUCAUUUGUACAUGGCGUACGCUGGCAUCAUGGCCAAGAAGCAGAAGCUGCUGUACCAGCAAGCCCGGCUGCACACGCGGGGGGCGGCCGAGAUGGUGCUGCAGAUGAUCAGCGCCUGCAAGGGGGAGCGGGGCGACAUGGUGUCCUCCACCCUCAAGUUGGGCAUCUCCAUCCUCAACGGGGGCAACGCCGAGGUGCAGCAGAAAAUGCUGGACUACCUGAAGGAGAAGCGGGAGGUUGGGUUCUUCCAGAGCGUCCAGGCCCUGAUGCAGACCUGCAGCGUCCUGGACCUCAACGCCUUCGAGCGGCAGAACAAGGCGGAGGGGCUGGGCAUGGUGACGGAGGAGGGGACGAGGGAGAAGGUGAUGUCGGACGACGAGUUCACGCAAGAUCUCUUCCGGCUGCUCCAGCUGCUGUGCGAGGGGCACAACAACGGUGAGGGGACACAGGGGGACACGGGGGGGACAGGAGGUGUGGGGACGCUGAUGGUGCCCAUCUGGUGGCAGGAGUCUAUCAGCGACUUCUACUGGUACUACUCGGGGAAGGACGUGAUCGACGAGCAGGGGAAGCGUAACUUCUCCAAGGCCAUGGCCGUGGCCAAGCAGGUCUUCAACAGCCUGACCGAGUACAUCCAGGGUCCCUGCACGGGAAACCAGCAGAGCCUGGCCCACAGCCGCCUCUGGGACGCUGUCGUCGGCUUCCUCCACGUCUUCGCCCACAUGAUGAAGAAGCUGGCCCAGGACUCCAGCCAGAUUGGGCUGCUGAAGGAGCUGCUGGACCUGCAGAAGGACAUGGUGGUGAUGCUGCUGUCCCUGCUGGAAGGCAACGUGGUGAACGGGACCAUCGCCCGGCAGAUGGUGGACAUGCUGGUGGAGUCCUCCAGCAACGUCACCAUGAUCCUCAAGUUCUUCGACAUGUUCCUGAAGCUGCGGGACAUCGUGGCCUCGGACGCCUUCCGUGACUACGUCUCAGACCCGCGAGGACUCAUCUCCAAGAAGGACUUCCAGAAGGCGAUGGACAGCCAGAAGCAAUAUGAACCCGCUGAGAUCCAGUUCCUCCUCUCCUGCUCCGAGGCGGAUGAGAACGAGAUGAUCGACGUGGAAGCCUUCGCCGGUCGCUUCCAAGAACCUGCUCGCGACAUCGGCUUCAACGUAGCUGUGCUCCUCACCAACCUCUCGGAGCACGUUCCCCACGACCAACGUCUCCGGACCUUCUUGGAGCAGGCAGCCAGCAUCCUGGAGUAUUUCCGUCCUUUCUUGGGACGGAUUGAGAUCAUGGGAGCGGCUCGACGGAUCGAACGCCUCUACUUCGAGAUCAGCGCCGCCAACAAGGCGCAGUGGGAGAUGCCCCAAGUGAAGGAGUCCAAGCGUCAGUUCAUCUUCGACGUGGUCAACGAGGGGGGGGAGGCCGAGAAGAUGGAGCUCUUCGUCAACUUCUGCGAGGACACCAUCUUCGAGAUGCAGAUCGCUUCCCACCUCUCCGAGGAGGAAUCCUCUCGGGAAGGAGGGGAGGAUGAGGAGCAGGAGGAGGAAGAAGAAACCCCCGACCCCACCGGCCCCCCGCCACCUUCCUUCCUCUACCUCACCUGGUACAUGGCCAUGUCCCUGCUGGGCCACUACAACAACUUCUUCUUCGCCUCCCACCUCCUGGACAUCGCCAUGGGG